This is a messenger RNA of Linum trigynum, 1070 nucleotides long. NCBI's taxonomy places the organism in Eukaryota, Viridiplantae, Streptophyta, Magnoliopsida, Malpighiales, Linaceae. The record is from the annotation of a GenBank genome assembly.
CCCAGUCAAAAGCUUAGAUCAGACACAAGAGAUCAUUAACAAAAUUAAACUAAAUAGCCAAACUCACACCAACCCAGAUGAAUAUCUCAGUGCAAGAACAUGCCCUAUUGCAAGCAAAACCCAUCAAUUGAAACCCCAAAAAAGGCCAAACCUAGAUUGACCUAAAACAAGAAUGUCCGUAAGCUCAUUCACCAUUUCAUUAUGGGAGUGGGGGCAUUUCCACGGAAGCAAAGUAAAAGAGGAGCAGGAGGAGGAGACUACAAGCCAUCGUGCAGAUCAAUCUGGUCUUUCUCUACGCUAAUCAGCUUCAGAUGUGUGGAGUAUAUGCUUUCUACGACGCCAAUCGCCUUCGGAUUUGGAGAUCUGUGCUUUCUCUGGCACGAAUUGUCUUCAGAUUCGGAGGCGACGGGCAUGACGAGAGUCGAUCUGGGGAUAUGUGCUUUUAUAGAAAAGGCAGCGAAACGACUCCCGCACCGAUCAGGCCUCCUCCGAGCGUGCAACCUGUUCUCUGGACCGAAGAUUCAUCUUGCAGCGCCAGCGCCAGCUCCUGCGACAUCAGGAGUUCCAACGAGAAUCCUCUCCCCGAGGUCUGAUUGGCCACAGCGGUGAUGGAGAUCCCAGUGAGGGAUAACUGUUCGCGAGAUGGGAAGGGGGGAAAAUGGAGAUCUAACCUCCUCCAUGAGAAUGGAAGGCAGAUCGAGAGAUGGGAAGAGGGGGCUUGAUUUUGAGCGGAACCUAUUUUGUGUAGGGAUUGGGGGUCGCAACAGUAGCGGCGGAAGAAGGUGGAGGUGGGGAUAAAUUAUUGUUUUUAAUGAUUAUAAUUUAAAUAAAUUGAUUUUAUUUUUACUUUUUUACUUUUCUUAUUAAUCCACGUGGACUGGUGGGACAAUAAAUUGCCAACUCACCAUUUUCCGUCAGUCCGGUCAUACCAUUUACUGACACCGUUAAAGCAAUGGACGGAAUUGCAUAUUUCGUGUAUUUCAAUAGUUGUGGAUAUAUUUUUCACAAACAUGCUAGUUGUGGAUAUACAAUUGUAUCUUGCCUUGUUUUAAUAAAGUUCUUUAAACUUG